AUGGCCGCUGCAUCCCAGGCGCCAGCUGCCACUGCGGCAGAAUCGCACAAGAAUAAUCCAGGGAUCCUGGACGACGACAAAGCGGCCGAGACGAAGCUAGAGCCGUCGUCGAGCGUGUCGAGCUCAGGCUCGGAGGACCAUCAUGACGCCGCCGCGAAACCCAAGGGACGCCAAACAACGUCCAAAUGGUAUCGCAAGUUGAAUCCCCUCCGGCUUCAGAAGAUCCCUCCGGUCCCCAAAGAGAGAACCGUCUCUCGCGAAUAUGGCGCCAACUUCUUCAGUAUUAUCACCUUUCAGUGGAUGGCCCCCUUGAUGCAUACCGGCUAUCUCCGUCCACUGGAGCUGCAAGACAUAUGGAAGGUCAAUCCAGACCGGUCCGUCGAGGUGCUGAAGGCGAAGCUCGAUGCGUCGUUUCAGCGACGCCUGGAUCGUGGGGAUAGCUAUCCACUCCUGUUUGCCCUCUACGACACCUUUAAAGUGGAAUUCUGGAUCGGUGGCAUCUGCCAGCUCUUCAGCGCUCUAUUCCAGGUCUUUUCGCCGUACAUGACUCGUUAUCUCAUCGCCUUCGCCACAAGUGCGUAUGUAGCCCAACACAACCACCAGCCUGGGCCUCAUAUCGGCGACGGGAUUGGCUAUGCCGUCGGCAUUACUUGCAUGCAAAUCCUUCAGAGCUUAGGCAACAAUCAAUUCAUCUACCGUGGAUUCAUCGUCGGAGCCCAGAUCAGGGCAGUGCUCAUCAAUAUGCUCUUUGACAAGGCCAUGAAACUGUCCGGCCGUGCCAAAGCGGGCGGGAAGGCGAUUGAAGACUCUCAGGCUUUGCAGUCGGCCAAGGACGACCUCUUGAAACGGCCAGGCAAAGGUCCCAAGGUGACACCGGAUGCUGGAAAGGGUAUUGCAGGGGAUGGUCGAGGCUGGAGCAACGGGAGGAUUAUCACGUUGAUGAGCGUCGACGCGGACCGGAUCAACACCGCCAUGGGAAUGUUCCAUCUGCUGUGGACGGCACCUAUCAGUAUCAUCGUCACCCUGAUCGUCCUGUGUAUAAACAUCGGCUACAGCGCCCUGUCGGGUUACGCAUUGUUGGUACUCGGUGUGCCGGGUCUGACCUACGCCAUCCGAACUCUCAUCAAAAGAAGAAGGAGUAUCAACAAGCUCACUGAUCAGCGGGUAUCUUUGACCCAGGAGAUCCUGCAAUCGGUCAGGUUUGUGAAGUUUUUUGGUUGGGAAAGCAGCUUCCUGGAGCGUCUCAAGGUCAUCCGCAAACGUGAAAUUAGCUCCAUCCAAGUGCUGCUGGCGAUCCGCAAUGCCAUUCAGUGCGUGUCCAUGUCGCUUCCGACUUACGCGUCGAUGCUUGCCUUUAUCACGUAUUCUCUCUCCAAGCACACUCUUACCCCGGCUCCGAUUUUCUCCUCCCUGGCGCUGUUCAACUCUCUCCGGAUGCCCUUGAACUUGGUGCCACUGGUUCUGGGUCAGAUUACCGAUGCAUGGACCGCGCUCAAUCGCAUUCAAGAAUUUUUGCUUGCAGAGGAGCAGAAGGAGGAUAUCAAAUGGGACGAGUCGAUGGAGAACGCCAUCGAGGUGGAACACGCGUCUUUUACCUGGGAGCGAACGCCAACCCGCGAAAAUGAAUCGAAAAAUCCCCCGAAGCAGCCGAAAGCACUGACAGAGAAGAACCAAGAUGACAAUUCGAGCGUCGACACCGCUGUCGAGCCUUUCAAACUGACCGACCUCACCUUCUCCGUCAAACGAAACGAACUCCUGGCCGUGAUCGGAACGGUGGGAUCCGGCAAGACGUCCCUUCUCUCGGCCCUCGCAGGGGAGAUGCGACUGACCGGGGGAGAGGUCCGGCUCGGUGCCAGCAGAGCUUACUGUCCUCAGUACGCAUGGAUCCAAAACACCAGCGUCAAGAAUAACAUCUUGUUCGGCAAGGAAUACAACGAGGAAUGGUAUAAUCAAGUCGUCGACGCCUGUGCGCUGCGGCCCGACUUUGACGUGUUCCCGGCUGGCGAUCAAACGGAGAUUGGGGAGCGUGGCAUCACGGUAUCGGGCGGUCAGAAACAGCGUCUCAACAUUGCUCGAGCCAUCUAUUUUGAUGCUGAUAUCGUCCUGAUGGAUGAUCCCCUGUCUGCCGUAGACGCCCAUGUCGGUCGCCAUAUCAUGGACAACGCCAUCUGUGGACUUCUGAAAAAUAAGUGUCGAAUCUUGGCCACCCAUCAACUUCAUGUGCUUAGCCGCUGUGAUCGGAUCAUCUUGAUGGAAGAUGGCCGCAUUAAUGCCGUCGAUACGUUUGACAACCUGAUGCGCGACAACCAGGUCUUCCAGAGGUUGAUGUCCACCACGUCCCAAGAAAAGGGGAAGGGGGAGAAGGAAAAGGAGGAUGAAGUCGAGGAAGACCAAGGGGGAAAGCCGCCCAAGAAGAGCAAAACUGCCAAACCAGCGGCGCUGAUGCAGCAGGAGGAGAGAGCUGUGGACUCGGUGGGCUGGGACGUAUGGAAGGCAUACAUAUCGGCGUCUGGAAGCUUUUUGAACCUGUUUAUCGUUCUCGGCGCGAUUAUCCUGACCAAUGGAGCCAAUAUUGUGACCAGCCUGUGGCUGUCGUACUGGACAUCGAACAAGUUUCCACUCUCGGAGGGCCAGUACAUUGGCAUUUAUGCGGGGCUGGGUGCUUCGCAGGCGGUGUUCAUGUAUAUCUUCUCGACAGUCUUGUCGACCGCUGGAACAAACGCCAGUCGAACUAUGCUGCAACGUGCCAUGACUCGAGUGCUCCGAGCACCUAUGUCCUUUUUUGACACGACGCCGUUGGGACGGAUUACGAAUCGAUUCUCGAAGGAUGUCCAUGUCAUGGACAACGAACUGACAGACGCGAUGCGUAUCUAUGCUCUCACCAUCACGAUGAUUCUGUCGGUGAUAGUGCUGAUUAUUGUGUUCUACCACUAUUUCGCCAUUGCGCUCGGCCCCUUGUUCAUUCUUUUCCUUAUUGCGGCGAAUUACUACAGGGCUUCGGCUCGAGACAUGAAACGAUUCGAAGCCGUACUGAGAUCACACGUCUUUUCUCGCUUCGGUGAAGCGAUCUCCGGCGUUGCUUGUAUCAGGGCAUAUGGACUGCAGAAACAGUUCAGUCGCAGCAUCGCUGAAGCGAUCGAUGACAUGGACAGUGCCUACUUCCUGACGUUCUCCAAUCAGCGUUGGCUGAGUAUCCGGCUUGAUGCCGUUGGAUACGUGAUGGUGUUUGUGACAGGUAUUCUUGUGGUGACAUCGCGAUUUGAUGUGUCGCCCAGUAUCUCUGGUCUUGUGCUUUCAUAUAUUCUUGCCAUUGUGCAGAUGCUGCAAUUCACCAUUCGUCAGCUGGCCGAAGUGGAAAAUAACAUGAAUGCUACUGAACGAGUCCAUUAUUACGGAACGCAGCUGGAGGAAGAGGCACCAUCACACCUUGGCAAGGUGGAACCUGAUUGGCCGCAGACAGGCCAGAUUACAUUUACUGACGUGCAGAUGCGUUACCGUGCUGGUCUCCCUCUUGUCCUUCGGGGACUGAACAUGGAUAUCCGCGGUGGAGAGCGCAUCGGUAUCGUUGGACGGACCGGCGCGGGCAAGUCAAGUAUCAUGUCUGCGCUGUUCCGCAUCACCGAGCUUUCUGGAGGCAGCAUCAAGAUCGAUGGUGUCGACAUUUCCACAAUCGGUCUUCACGACCUCCGGUCGCGCCUGGCGAUCAUCCCGCAGGAUCCAACCUUGUUCAAAGGCACUGUUCGGUCCAACUUGGAUCCAUUCAACGAGCAUACCGAUUUGGAAUUGUGGGACGCGUUGAGGAAAGCCGAUCUGGUCGGGAAAGAGCCGGGUGAGGAGGAGGACGAGAAGAGUGGCCCAGCGGAAAACGGGAAUGGCGAAAAGACACAGAGCGCGACUCGUAUUCAACUGGACACGCCCGUGGAGGAAGAAGGUCUUAAUUUCUCGCUGGGACAGCGCCAGCUGAUGGCACUUGCUCGCGCGCUGGUGCGCGACUCGCGCAUCAUCGUCUGCGACGAGGCGACGUCGUCGGUGGAUUUCGAGACAGAUCGGAAGAUCCAGAAGACGAUGGCGACUGGAUUCAAGGGCAAGACGGUGCUGUGUAUUGCGCACCGGCUGCGCACGAUCAUCACGUACGACCGGAUCUGUGUGAUGGACCAGGGGCAGAUUGCGGAGAUGGACACGCCGUUGAAGCUGUGGGAGAAGAAUGGGAUCUUUCGGGGGAUGUGCGACCGGAGCGGGAUCAAGAGGGAGGAUUUUGACAGCCCUGAUUAUGAACAGUGA
This is a messenger RNA of Rasamsonia emersonii CBS 393.64, 4281 nucleotides long. RefSeq names its product 2-alkenal reductase. The record is from RefSeq and is a predicted model, not a curated record. Bases 1 to 4281 code for a protein of 1426 amino acids. Gene Ontology annotation, cellular component: membrane. Lineage: Eukaryota; Fungi; Ascomycota; Eurotiomycetes; Eurotiales; Trichocomaceae. Gene Ontology annotation, molecular function: ATP binding; ABC-type transporter activity; ATP hydrolysis activity. Gene Ontology annotation, biological process: transmembrane transport. The transcript is spliced from 3 exons.